This is a messenger RNA of Verticillium nonalfalfae, 3600 nucleotides long. RefSeq lists its product as uncharacterized. The coding region runs from base 1 to 3600 and encodes 1199 amino acids. Gene Ontology annotation, molecular function: zinc ion binding; DNA-binding transcription factor activity, RNA polymerase II-specific. The transcript is spliced from 8 exons. NCBI's taxonomy places the organism in Eukaryota, Fungi, Ascomycota, Sordariomycetes, Glomerellales, Plectosphaerellaceae. Gene Ontology annotation, biological process: regulation of DNA-templated transcription. The record is from RefSeq and is a predicted model, not a curated record.
AUGUGGCCGCUUCUCAAGAUGAACUGCAGCGCAAGCUCUCCCGAAGAUGUGCUGCCCAACGCCGACAAGCUCAAAGGACGUGAAAAUUGGGAUGAAUGGGCAGUCCGUGUCGGGCGCAUCCUCAAACGUCACAACCUCUUCUUCGUCACCACGAUACGGGAACCGCAUGUCAACUCCAUGAAGGGCAGAAGCGACAAGGCGAUGGCCAUAAUUCGCCAAAAUUGCUGCCCGGGCGUGCUGGCGGCCCAAGAAGGGCAGUGCUCGAAUGCCUGGGUCAUGUGGAGGAGACUCGACUAUCUCUACAGCCCUAAUCACCAAGGCACCACUCUCAAUCGUAGAGACUUUCGGGCGCGGCUGCUGCAUGAUGUUCAUGUAUUCAACACCAUGUUCAACAGGCGAUUCUGCCAGAUCUACGGAAGCUCCUACUUGGACGGCCGAGGAUCCACAUCCAUCCCCUCGGCGCGCCUUGCCUACUACGACCUUGUUUUUGACGUCUAUGACGGCUGGGUCUGCAGGCGGAAGGAGAGAGAGAAAGGGGAGAACAACGUUUCUCUGUUUGCCAUACAGGAUGAGCUGGCCGAUUAUGUGUCCGUUCUGGACCUUUCCAUGGAGAGAUGCUAUGGCAUCGUGCCCCCGGUCAACACGAUGUCUGGCUUUGAGCCGGACAAUAGAGGGAAUAAUUCGAAUUUCUCUCCGUCCGAGAGUGAAUCCGACACAGGUAAAUCGAACCAGCAACGCACAGGUGAGAAGCAGUCUCCCAUGACAGGCGGCGCACGACCUAGGCCAAGGUCUCGACGGACUCGCCCUGACGAAAAGACUUUCAAUCCCUUGUACCUCUCCAUCAAGACAGUGUUUUUGAUCUUGGCCUUCAGGAUGUGUCACUUGUCUGCUUCUUGGCAUCUGCCAUGGAUUCACGCCGACGUGCGUACUGAGCAACAAGUUGACUGUGCUGGAGCAGACUGUCCUCUACCUACCCUUGCUGUGGCAGACACGCCGACGACUGUCGUUUCCUCCAUGGCGCCUGAUACUUGUGGUCAGUGUCAACGGCAGUACAAGAGAUUGGAUCACCUUGCCCGCCAUGUCCGCUCACAUACGCAGAACAGGCCGCACAAGUGUACCAUUUGCUUCAAGGCCUUCACUCGCACAGACCUGCUCAAGAGGCACGCCGCAAGUCAUGCGAAUACCGGCUCUGACCAGUCGGCCACGGCGCAUAGACUUCAGGGAGUCGAUGCGACCCCGAACAGGGUGACCAAGGCUUGCCGUGCCUGUGCUUCCAAUCACCUCCGCUGUACCGAGACCAAGCCUUGCUCUCGCUGUGUGGAAAAGGGUCUCGACUGUCAGUGGUCGAACCCUGCAGAAGGGCUUGAGAAUGGGGACUCAUCGGAUGAGGGGAGUGACAUGGAUACCAACAUGCAGUCCGAGGCAGACGUCUCAUCGGGCAUCCUCGCCCAGGACGGACAAUCCACCGUCGAUUCUCACGGCCUGGACAUCAGCAUGGAGGCCACAUCGAGCGCACCCACCGGCACUUCUCUCUAUGCUCCUCAGUCAGGACACCAUAACGGUCUGUUGGCUCAUGCAUCUUCGGGAACGUUCACUCCCAUGCGCACAUCCAUUCAGUCGCAAGCGCAAAGUCCAAACCCAAACUUUGACGUCAACCUGCUCUUCUCGGACUUUCCAGAUCUGGGCCUUGUUUCUGGGUCUUGGACAACCCCUAUUCCCACGACUGUACCCUUCGAUGCCGCUAUCGAGCUAGAUGAUAUGGACCUCCAAUUCCUCGAUACGUACAACACAACAGCCGACCAGAAUGAGCCGGCCUCAUCAACGUCGAACCAAAUUCGCGCAGAAGCGUUCCGGAACUUUCAGUGGAGGUUCAGACCCAGUGUCAACGAUCACGCCGGGGCCGAGGAGCACAACCUCUCAUUACCCGAGGCCAUUGACACCACGUCGCCGGAGUCGCGUUUAUCUGUAAAUCUGAGAAUAACGUGCGCUCGGCUCAAGAGCUCCAUUCGAGACCGCAUCUUGACAUUAGUGAUCAAGAGCUGCCGACCAGGCAACUUAUCCAAAGCGGUGUCCUCCUUCCCCUCCGUUGAGCUACUAGAUACCCUUGUCCAGUAUUACCUCGGAUCCCCCAUGGCCAGGACAGACUCCUACAUCCACACGCCGACCUUUGACCCCAACACGAAAAGGCCAGAGCUCGUCGCCGCCAUGGCGGCUGCCGGUGCCGUGUUGACGCUUGAUCCAGCACUUGUCAAACUCGGCUACGCCAUUCAAGAGUCUGUCCGGGCGGCCCUCCCGGAAGUGUGGGAGAAAGACAAUUCCUUGAUCAGAGACCUGCAAUUGUCUCAGGCGUUCCUCAUUUCUCUCGAGUUGGGCAUGUGGAGCGGCUACAGCAGAAAGGCCGAAAUCUCCGAGUCCUUUCUGCAGCCCCUCGUCACAAUGCUCAGGAGGGACAACAAGUUCAAAAAGACCAGGUAUCUCGACCUGUCACUGGAUCCCAGUCUUGAUGACGUCUCGCUUGAGAAGGCCUGGCACACCUGGAUCGACAUGGAGGGCUUCAGGAGACUAGCCUUCCGAAUGAUGCAUCACGAUGCCAAGUCAUCCAUGUCCCUGUUCGCGAGCCCCCUCAUCUCGUACGCCGAGGUUCAACUGCACCUGCCAUCCUCACCACAGCUCUGGAUGGCAACAACUCCUCAGCAAUGGAAACAAGCGGUUCUCGCCCAAGGCUCGCCACAGAAGCUCACACUGUUUGACUUCCUCGACAACCCAGAAGCAACCUCUGCGCCGGACGUCGCCGUCGACGAGUCGCUCUCGCGGGAGGCAUUCCUCUCCUGCGUAUGGGGCAUGGCUUGGGAGUACAUCCAGAUGAGUUCGCUGCAGCGCGCCAAGCCCCGCCGCUGGAACGACUUCGUCACCACGACGCGCCGCGACGAGCUGUCGAAGCUCCUGAGCCACUUCCAGAUGAGCAUCAACAUUUCCGCCCCGACAACCGCAAACCUCGAGCUCCUCAUCCGCCUCGAGCUCAUCCUCCUCCACCUGCACACGCCUUUUGAGGACCUGCAGCUCUUCGCCGGCAUCGAGGGCCCCGAGCAGGCGCGCGGCAUAUCCCCCGCCGUGCACGAGUGGGCCCGCGGUGAGGCGGCGCGCAAGGCCGUGUGGCAUGCCGGCCAGGCGCUGCGGCUGACGCGGCAGCUCCCGCCCGGCACGAUCCGGGACUUCACGGCCAUCAUGGUCUAUCACGCGAGCCUGACGUUCUGGGUCUACGGCCUCGUGGCGGAUCAGCAGGGGCCGUCCCGGGCCCAGUGGACCGAGUCGCCCGGUGACCUGGCGCCGCCGGUCGUCUGGCUCGAUGAGCUCGACGGCCUGCUGCUGCAGCGGUUCUUGCAGCUGGGCAGCGGGUCUCCCUGCAUACACGGCUUGUCCGAGCGCGGCGAGGUCGUUGGGGUGCCUCUUUCGAGUCCCGACCAGGUCAUGGAAAUUGUCUCGGAGGUGUUGAGGGCCAACUUUGACAGGGCGAUGCGCCCUCUGUUGGUCGAGAAGCUGGUGCAGCUGAUGGCUGGGCUGCAACGCUCGUCUCGGGGCGCCGAAGGAGGUGAAGUGUGA